AUGGCUGCUGCCCAGAUCACCUCAUUGUCCUUCUCCGUCCAGCCAAUAAUGUUCCAUUCGGCUUCGCCGGUGGCCGGAAACGGUGGCCGGAGAGGCCAUCCAAAUGCUUUCUUCUGCCCUUGGGCGCCGGUGAUCUGCCAUGGGCGACGGGGGGCCACGUCCUAUGCGCUGUCCGAUAACUGUGAUUUCCAGGAUUUGCUCUCCAUGCAACACCGAGAGGGCCUAACAGGUGUGCAAGCAUUGUUCUGUCAACACCAGAAAAGCAGCAGUAACAUGAUGGCCAUUGUUGAUCACCUCAAACACCUCUGCAUUGACCAAUAUUUCCAAGACGAGAUCGGCAAUGUCGUGGACUCAUGCAUGGAUCUCACCCAUAGUGAUAAUCUCCUCGAUGUAGCCCUUUCCAUGAGGCUGAUGAGGGAAGCUGGAUAUCAUGUUUCAGCUGAUGAGGUUCUUCAAAAGUUUGCAAAUGGUAAUGGUGAUUUCAGCCUAGCUCAUAGCCAAGACAUCAGAGGAUUGCUGAGCUUGCAAGAUGUGUCACACCUCAAUAUGGGAGAAGCUUCACUCUACAAGGCAAAGGAGUACUCAGGCAAACACCUUAGAUCUACACUGAAGUACUUGGAGCCAAAUCUUGCAAGACAUGUAAGGCAGUCACUAGACCAUCCCUAUCAUGUCAGCCUGAUGCAGUACAAGGCCAGGCACCACCUGAGCUACCUCCAGACCUUGCCCACUAGGAACACGGCAAUUGAGAAGCUGGCACUUGCAGAGUUUCAGAUUAACAAGUUGCAACAUCAGAAGGAACUGCAAGAGAUUAAGGGAUGGUGGAUGGAUCUGGGAUUGGCUCAAGAAAUACCUGCUGCAAGGAACCAAUUAGUGAAAUGGUACAUGUGGCCCAUGACUAUCCUCGAGGGUUACUCCUUCUCUAAGUAUCGAAUUGAGAUCACAAAGAUCAUCUCAAUGGUAUACAUUGUGGAUGACAUCUUUGAUCUUGUUGCCACACAAGAGGAGCUAUCCCUCUUUAAUGAGGCAAUCAUAAUGUGGAAUCUUGAAGCUGCUGAUUCACUCCCAAGCUACAUGAUAUCAUGCUACAAGGCUCUUUACAAUAUAACAAAUGAUAUCGCUGAUAUGUCCAAGAAAGAGCAUGGACUGAACCCAAUUGAUCAUCUCAAGAAAGCUUGGGCAACUUUGUUUAACGGAUUCAUGAUUGAGGCAAAAUGGUUGUCUGGUAAUCACGCCCCUACACGGGACGACUACCUGAAAAACGGCAUCAUCACCUCAGGAGCACCACUUUUGUUUAUGCACCUUCUCUUCAUGCUAGGCCAUGAUUUAACGGAGGAAAACAACGACCACAUGUCUCGGAUUAUCUCAUGCCCAGCAAAAAUCAUGAGGCUCUGGGACGACAUGGGCAGUGCAAAGGAUGAAGCACAAGAAGGGCUCGAUGGAUCGUACAAGGAGCUCUACCUAAAAGAGAGCCCUCAUAGUGACGCGGAGGGGCACAUGUUAGAGAUGAUUGCAGAUGAGUGGGAGUGUCUCAACAGGGAGUGCUUCUCCAGGACGAGGUCAUCACUAUCCCCUACCUUCAUUCGAGCGUCACUCAAUUUUGCAAGGAUGGUCAGCGUCAUGUAUGGCUACGACCACGAGCACAGGCUCCCUGUCCUUGAGGAUUACACCAGAAUGCUACUCUUCUGA
Molecule: messenger RNA, 1686 nt
Organism: Triticum turgidum subsp. durum (durum wheat)
Lineage: Eukaryota; Viridiplantae; Streptophyta; Magnoliopsida; Poales; Poaceae
Source: the annotation of a GenBank genome assembly